Messenger RNA from Parasteatoda tepidariorum (common house spider), 1427 nucleotides. Its product is annotated as mitochondrial ornithine transporter 1. Gene Ontology annotation, biological process: mitochondrial L-ornithine transmembrane transport. Lineage: Eukaryota; Metazoa; Arthropoda; Arachnida; Araneae; Theridiidae. Gene Ontology annotation, cellular component: mitochondrion. The record is from RefSeq and is a predicted model, not a curated record. Gene Ontology annotation, molecular function: L-ornithine transmembrane transporter activity.
GGUGCAGUGCACUGGUGUAACCAGUCUUAAUAUUGGAACGGUCGGUGCGGCAAACCAGUGUAACCAGUGACACCGGUGCGAAUAUUGGAACGUGCCUUUGUUUUUCUUUUCCCAUGUGUUUACGCCUGAGCAACGAACGGUAUUACGCAAGCUACAUCAUCAAGCUAUUGUAAAGCUGUGAGAAAUGAAUAAUUUUGAUAUUCUUAACGUUUCACGCUAGUGCGUUUCAAUAAUUAUUGAUGUUGUUUUCCCUAAGGAGGCAAGCAUGGAAUCAAAUCAAGUACCAACAAGUAACUUUAUUAAACUCUAUCAACAUUACAUAACAGCUGCUAUUGAUCUUACUGCUGGAUCUGCAGGUGGUGCUGCUUGUGUUCUUGUAGGUCAACCUUUAGACACAAUAAAAGUGAAGAUGCAAACCUUUCCUCAUUUGUAUAAAAACAGUAUUGUAUGUUUUAAACAAACAAUUUUAAAUGAGAGAAUACGAGGCCUAUAUGCUGGAACUGUACCUGCUUUAGUUGCUAAUAUUGCUGAAAACUCUGUUUUGUUUUGUGCUUAUGGUGUUUGUCAAAAUGGUGUAAGAAUGUUUACCAGGAAAGAUAGCAUUGCAAGUUUAAAUCCUCUAGAAAAUGCUACAGCUGGUUUUUUUGCUGCAUUAUUUUCUUCUGUUACGCUUUGUCCAACUGAACUUAUAAAAUGCAAGCUUCAAGCAAUGCGAGAAGUUCAAACUACACAUUCUCCUCAAUCAAAUCAACAAAAAAUACGAAUAGGUCCUUGGCUUUUGACUAAACAAAUUUUGAAAUCUGAGGGAAUAUCUGGAUUCUUUCGAGGAUUUGGUCCAACAGUUGCCCGAGAAAUGCCAGGAUACUUUUUCUUUUUCGGGGGGUAUGAAUUGAGUAGAAUUCUUUUAACCCCAACUGGAAAAAAAAAAGAAGAUAUUGGUCUUUUACAAACAAGUAUUGCUGGAGGAAUAGGUGGUGUAUGUUUUUGGCUUGCUAUAUUUCCUGCUGAUGUUAUUAAAUCCAGGAUUCAAAUUUCUACCUCAUCCAGUUCAAUGGUUUUGAUCACAAGGGAAAUAAUUCAUGCUGAUGGAGUUAAAGCCUUAUAUAAAGGCCUGGGACCUACAAUACUUCGCACAUUUCCAGCUAGUGGAGCAUUGUUUGUUGCUUAUGAAUAUACAAAAUAUUUUCUUCAUUUUGUUUCUGGAUGUCCUUCCAGUUCAGCAUCUUGAUGUUUGAAAUUUUUAAAUCUAUUUCUUUAUCAAAGUAGGGCUAAAACUAAUGAUCUAUGCCAAUGAAAAGUAUUAAAUUUCAAUGAAAAGUAUUACCUCUAAAUUGAUUGAUGGUGUUAAAGUUAAAUAGUCAAAUUAUUUUGUUGAAUGUCUUUGAAAUGUUGUAAUUUAUUGAAUAAAUUAUUUAGUUUUUAAAAAA